This is a messenger RNA of Linum trigynum, 3044 nucleotides long. Lineage: Eukaryota; Viridiplantae; Streptophyta; Magnoliopsida; Malpighiales; Linaceae. The record is from the annotation of a GenBank genome assembly.
AGAGCAACGCGGAAACAAGCCAACAACCAAUCGACCAUUUGCACCCAGCAUGCAGUCCAAAUGAAAACUCUCGCUGCUCUCUCCAAACAAACAUCCGCUCCGCCCAAACUGAUCUCGCCCUCCACCGCCGCUAGAACCCCAACUCCGAUAGCCCCUGCGGUUCCAACCGAAUCCCAGUUCGUAUCCCUCAUUCAUGUGUCCAAAGUCGUCCUCCAUCUCCGUCAAAUCCAUGCGCAGAUCCUCCUCCAGGGCUUCUCUUGGAGCAGCCUCCUCGCCACCCAGUUGGUGUCCGCCUCGUCUCUCCGGAACGCCAUUGACUAUUCCAUCUCCGUAUUCAGCCAAUACCGUCCCAAAAACGUGUUUUUGUUCAAUGCCCUGAUUCGUGGGCUCGUGAAGAAUGCCCGUUUCGAGGCUGCACUGUCCCAUUUUGUUCUCAUGUUGAGGUCGGAUGUUAGGCCUGACAGGAUGACUUACCCGUUUGUUCUCAAAUCAACGGCGCAAUUGUUCUUGAGAAGGCUUGCUGGGGAACUCCAUUGCAUGAUUUUCAAGUCUGGGGUCGAGUUGGAUUCCUUUGUUGAGGUGUCUCUGGCGGAUAUGUAUGUGAAAAUUGAAGAACUGGGUUAUGCCCUGAAGGUAUUUGAUGAAAGUCCGCACAGACUGGAUAGUCGGAGCACGUUGUUGUGGAAUGUGUUGAUAAAUGGGUGCUGUAAGAACGGUGAUAUAGUUAAGGCUAUGGAGCUCUUCCAUACGAUGCCAGGGAGGGAUGUUGCUUCAUGGAAUAGUUUGAUUAAUGGGUUCUUGACAGCUGGACUAUUGGAUAAAGCCAAUGCAGCUUUCGAGCAGAUGCCAGAAAAGAAUGUGGUAACUUGGACCACAAUGGUUAACGGGUUUUCUCAGAAUGGUGACAAUGAGAAGGCGCUGUCAGUUUUCUAUAGGAUGUUGGAGGAGAACGUGAGGCCGAAUGAUUUUACUGUUGUUUCUGCUCUUUCUGCUUGUGCAAAGCUUGGUGCAGUUGAAGCUGGAUUGCGGAUACACAAGUAUAUUAAGGACAACAGGUUCAGGUUGAAUGCGGCGAUUGGGACUGCUUUGGUAGACAUGUAUGCGAAAUGUGGGAAUAUAGAGUCUGCAAGUCAGGUGUUCAGUGAGACAAAAGAGAGGGAUAUCCUUACUUGGAGUGUCAUGAUAUGGGGCUGGGCACUCCAUGGCCGUUUCCAGCAAGCUAUUCAAUGCUCCAAGCAGAUGCUGCGUUCAGGCAUAAAACCAGAUGAAGUUGUCUUUCUUGCCCUAUUGACGGGUUGCACACAUGCAGGCCAAGUUGAUCUUGGGCUUAAUAUCUUCGACAGCAUGAGGCUUGACUACCACAUUGACCCGUCCAUGAAACACUACUCACUAAUUGUGGAUCUAUUAGGCAGGGCAGGGCGGCUGAAGGAAGCUCUCAAAUUCAUCGAGGAGAUGCCACUAAAUCCAGACCUUGUGAUCUGGGGAACUUUGUUUUGUGCUUGUAGGGCUCACAAGAAUGUUGAAAUGGCAGAAUUUGCAGUGACAAAGCUCCUUGAGCUUGAACCGAAACAUCCUGGCAGUUACGUGUUCUUGUCUAAUGCUUAUGCUGCAGUAGGACGAUGGGAAGAUGCAGAGAGAGUACGAAGUUCAAUGCAAGACAAAGGCGUUGGAAAAGGUCCCGGGUGGAGUCACGUCGAGGUGGAUGGUCAAGUACACAGUUUUGUGGCUGGUGACAAUGCUCAUCAUAAGGAUGCAAAACAGAUCCAUCAGAAGCUGGAGGAAAUAAUGUCAGGUGCAAGAAAACAAGGUUACAUGCCUGGAACAGAAUGGGUACUUCACAACAUUGAAGAAGAAGAGAAGGAAGAUGCCCUGGGAAGUCACAGCGAAAAAUUAGCUCUUGCUUUCGCGUUAAUCCAAACUUCUCCAAAGACAGCACCCAUUAGGAUUGUGAAAAAUCUUAGGAUCUGUGGUGACUGCCACUCUUUAAUGAAGUAUGCCAGCAUAAUGAGCCAGAGGGAGAUCAUAGUGAGAGACAUUAAACGUUUCCAUCAUUUCAAGGAUGGAACUUGUUCGUGCGGAGACUACUGGUAACUCUCUCAUGUGCACUCUGCUGUCAUUGAGUUGAUAUAUUGAGCAAACGGAUCCAAAUGCAGGUAGCAAAAGCACAAAUACGGGUCUCCUACUGUUCCAUGGGGCUCCUAUGCAGUCAGCUCACUGCAGAUUGUAUUACUACUGGGUUGAUUUACUUCGAUCAAGCACCAAGCACAUCUUUCUCCUUAAGCUGUACAUGCUUAGUUGGUAGAAGUUGAUAGCAACUCCUGAGCCCCGCAAUGAUGGUGUUCUUACCUUGAUCUCAACGUUUAAGGAAACGGCUCCCAUUGAUUAUCAGAUAAGUGAUUUGCCAUUCGCUUAUUAGCGGCAGACUCAAAAUCUCAGCUUCUGGGAAAGCAAGUCUUGACCUUGUCAUACCAGCGACCGAUCAACCUCAAAAAACUGUUGCAAUCACUAGAUGGUCGACUAUGAGUUGGAAAGAGGAAAGCUUGAUUGGCUGAUGGCUGUGGCAGUUUGGUUGGGAACUUGGGAUGGACAUACUAUACAAAGGAACAUUACUAAAGUUGCUCCCACUUGAGCUGUGAAAGAUGCAAUCAUGCCAAAGCAGAGGCACAUGACAAACAUGGUCCGCAGGAACCAAGUUGUCAAAAACAAAUUGACGACAGUCCCCAAGGACGAUCAUGAGAGCUUCAACUUUAUGCUUCUAUUUAUUAGGCGUUAUUUUCCUUUUGCAGUAUGGAUCCAUUACGAACAUUUUUCAGGCGAAAGUUGUUUCAAUCGAAACCUGGCUUCAGUGGUCUCAUGUUCCAAACGAAGUCGAGGUUCGAUUAGGCCAUGGUCAAUCCAAAAACUGAUUUCGGUUUAGUCAUGGUCGAACUGAAAAUUAUCUUAGCUCGUUUGGAAGUUGGGAUUUCAGAUGAUGUAUUUAGCCAAUACAUGUAAUCAGAAGAAUUCAUUGUUUUUUUGGCUUAAAAUGAAACAGAAUGCUUGUA